This is a messenger RNA of Ceratotherium simum simum (southern white rhinoceros), 978 nucleotides long. NCBI's taxonomy places the organism in Eukaryota, Metazoa, Chordata, Mammalia, Perissodactyla, Rhinocerotidae. The record is from RefSeq and is a predicted model, not a curated record.
AGGCCCCUUCCCGGAUGCCUGCCCGCUCUGACCGGCUCCCAGGUGAAGAGGUUCUCGGCCUCCAAGCGGAAGCAGCACUUCAUCAACCAGGCUGUGCGGAACUCGGACCUCGUGCCCAAGGCGAAGGGGAGGAAGAGCCUCCAGCGCCUGGAGAACACCCAGUACCUGCUGACCCUGCUGGAGACAGAUGGGGGCACACCUGGUCUGGAGGAUGGGGACCUGGCACCCCCAGCGGCACCCGGCAUCUUCGCAGAGGCCUGCAGCAAUGAGACCUACGUCGAGGUCUGGAACGACUUCAUGAACCGCUCUGGGGAGGAGCAGGAGCGGGUGCUCCGCUACCUGGAGGAUGAGGGCAGGAGCAAGACGCGGAGGAGGGGGCCCGGCCGGGGGGAGGACCGGCGGAGAGAGGACCCGGCCUACACGCCCCGCGAGUGCUUCCAGCGCAUCAGCCGGCGUCUGCGAGCCAUCCUCAAGCGCAGCCGCAUCCCCAUGGAAACGCUGGAGACCUGGGAGGAGCGGCUGCUCAGGUUCUUCUCCGUGUCCCCCCAGGCCGUGUACACGGCCAUGCUGGACAACAGCUUCGAGAGGCUCCUGCUUCACGCCGUCUGCCAGUACAUGGACCUCAUCUCGGCCAGUGCUGACCUGGAGGGCAGGCGGCAGAUGAAGGUCAGCAAUCGGCACCUGGACUUCCUGCCGCCCGGGCUGCUCCUCUCCGCCUACCUGGAGCAGCUCAGCUGAUGGCGGCCCGCCGGGCCCCGCCCACCGCCUCCCCGGCGCCGGACCUUCCGUGCCACCCGCCAGAAUAUCUUCAUUAUUUUUAGAAUUCGUCUUUGGAAACGUCAUCUUCCCCUUGGGGUGGCUCUCUCUCACCCCAGCCCCCUCCCUGCCCAGCCCUUCCAGAUAAACUCUGGUGGCUGGGGCUGCUCUGGCCUUUCCAGGCCCCAUAGCUCCUCGCUCUGGGACUUGUAUUUGGGCGGG